This is a messenger RNA of Pleuronectes platessa (European plaice), 11695 nucleotides long. It is a transcript of the gene ehbp1l1a, whose product is annotated as EH domain binding protein 1-like 1a. Gene Ontology annotation, molecular function: protein binding. The coding region runs from base 191 to 9415 and encodes 3074 amino acids. The transcript has 26 exons. Lineage: Eukaryota; Metazoa; Chordata; Actinopteri; Pleuronectiformes; Pleuronectidae. The record is from RefSeq and is a predicted model, not a curated record.
CGUGUUCCGGGGAGCUUGACAGCAUCAUCUCUGCACAGAGUUGUGUGUUUGGUCAGCGGACUGUGAAACAGGGUCGGACCCCGGUGAAGAGUGGAGCUGUCAGAGAAGCAGGUGGCCGUCUCUCCAUCCACCUCCCUCUGCAGGACACACGUUCACACCGAGAGGAGACAAUGAUCCCACCAGUCUGACCAUGACGUCUGUGUGGAAGCGGCUGCAGCGGGUCGGGAAGAAGGCGUCCAAGUUCCAGUUCGCCGCCUCGUUCCAGGAGCUGAUGAUAGAAUGCACUGAUAAAUGGCAACCAGACAAACUGAGAGUGGUGUGGAUCAGGAGGAGUCGACGUCACAGUACAAAGCUCCACAGUUGGCAGCCAGGGAUUCAGAACCCCUACAGAGGCCUGGUGAUUUGGCAGGUUCCAGAGAGUUUAGACGUUUCUGUCACACUCUUCAAGGAACCCACUGCUGAGGAGUUUGAAGACAAAGAUUGGACUUUUGUCAUUGAAAAUGAGACAAAAGGCCGCAGGAAGGUGCUGGCAUCAGUUGAUGUCAAUAUGAAGAAGUAUGCCAGUGCCAAUUCGGCCCAGUAUGAUGUAACACUGAAGCUUAAACCAAUGUCCGUCAAAGUGGUGGAAGCCACGCUGAAACUCAACCUGUCCUGUAUCUUUCUCAAAGAGGGGAAGGCCACGGACGAGGACAUGCAGAGUUUGGCCAGUCUAAUGAGUAUGAAACAGAGCGACAUUGGCAACCUGGAUGACUUUGUUGACAGCGAUGAUGAGGCGGGAGAGGAGCGAAGGGCCAGCUUUGGAACUGGACAUGCUGCUCACGUUUCUGUGAUGGAUUGCAAAACGUCUCCUGGCAUUUCCUCCACCGUCUCGGCCCCAUUCCAUCCUCCUCUGCCUGAACCCCCACACCCCUCUGUUCCAUCCUCUUUAUUGCAAACCCACACACGACCACCAAGCACUAACCAGCAGGCCCGGCCCUCCCCCUAUGCCUACUCAUUACCGGCCUUUACACGUGCUCACCCUCCUGCGCUUCCAAAAAUCUUCCAGCCGGUUGCCGGAUCAGAUUUCAAAAGACAGUUGAGCACACUGAGCGAAGAGGGUAAGCAGUGCACAACAUCUACAGCGCCUGAUCCAUGGGCCCCGACCAGCCGGAUGACUGAGACGUCCAGGAAUCCAGAUCAGAAAAGAGAUCUGCAUUUUGGAGUUGAGGUUCAUAAGACAACAGCAGGAAACUUGCAUUGCAGAAUGUGGCACUCCAUUCCUGACACGCCACUAUUCUUGAGUGUUAAAAAGAGACCUCCACAUAUGGUUUCACUACAACCAUCAUGCCCAGUUGUUGCUGGUGCAGCAGAAUCCCAAUCCCAGACCCAAAUAAUUAAUGCUGAGCAGAUGUUAGAAAAACAUCCUACAAACAGGACCAUAUUGUGGGAAGAGCUGCCCAAGGUGUUGCCAAUGUUCCCUGGUGCUGCCAUGAUGUUAAACAGUGAUGAUGAACUGAAGACAAAGACAGAAACUGAGAUGACAGAUCUGUUACCGAUAUGCCCAGCAGUUAGUGGCAUAUUUGAAUUUUCUGGUACUGCUGAAAAAAUGAAUGAAUGCCCACUGGACAGCCAGUCUACAAGGAAUAAGACACCAAAGAAUAAGGGAAUUCCAACCAGUGACUGUACUCUUCAUUUAAAAGAAGAGGCAAAUUUAGUUAAACAAACGGUGGAUAAAAAUUCCUCCCAUCCAAGUGCACAGUGUAUGCCAUAUUAUGUUAAGACUGAAAUUGAGAACAAACUGUCCUCUUUCAUGCUAACAUGUCCCAGUAUGUCAAACAUUGCUGGCAUGCCAUCUAAAUUGCCUGUUAAAGAAAAACAUUCACUUAUCAAACAUAAGCCAAUCUGGGAAAAGCAAUCAAAAGUAAAUAGAAUAUUUCCAGGAUGUGCAUUUCUUGAGGAUGGAAUGAACAUGCAAGAAAUGGUGUUACUGGUACCGUCGUGUCCCAGAGAGGCCAUAACUCUAGGCUUUCCAUCUUUAUCACACUACAGUUUUCUUUUCCGUGGACAAAGUAUGGUGGAUAUGCAUCCCUGUUGUCCACAUGUAUCAAGUAUACCUGGCGUACUAUCUAUCAGCGGAGUUAAUAACAGAUCAUGGAUAUCUCAACAGAAACCACUUAUAGAUAAGAAAAUUAAAACUGAGCUUGUUGUCAUGGCCGUUUCUACUAAAGUAAAUCAUGAAUCAGAAAUGAUGAGCCUUUUAAGGUCUUGUCCAAAAACGUCUUGUGUUGAAGGCCUUCCAUCAUUAAUGAAGUAUCAGUUGCACAAAAGCCGGGCUCCAGAUUACCAACCAUUAGGGGAAACGCUGCCAAAAAUAAACAUUGCAACAAUUGAAGAUAGACCUCACAAUGAAGAAAUGAAGGCCAUGUCAGUAGGCAAAACGUUUACAAAAGAGACUCGAGUGCAUGGAUUUCCAACUGAUCUGCCAACUACAGUAAUCUGUAAAGGGUCUAGUAGCAUCAGUCUCCUUCAAUCUUGCCCAGCUAUCUCCUUUAUAGCUGGUUUUCCAUCAAUACAGAAAGCUGACAGCAAAGAUUGGAACAUUAUUAGUCAUCCAUUAUGGGAGAAGCCAUUUAAAAAGGAAUCUGUCUUGAUACUCAAGGGCAAUGGAAUACACAAAGACAUGACAGGAAUUGUUUCUCUUGCACAAAGUUGCCCGAGUAAAUCCAUCAUUUUUGGAUUUCCCUCUGUACCAAAACCAAGAUUGAGUUAUGGUAUUGACAUGACAAAUAUGAUCAGUCUUUCAUGCUCUAUGUCAAAAGAGUCGCAAAUACUAGGAUUUCCAUCAUCUCAUAAUUCAAAAGAAUGGAAAAUCAGCAAGGAGCCACUUUUUGAACCAAGAAUGAAAGUAAAGCAAGUGUCACUGACUGACAUAUAUGAAAGAGACGAGAGAGCAAUUAAAACUAUGAUUUCCCUUGUACCAUCCUGUCCAAAAGCAGCGCGAAUGCCAGGAUUCCCCUCUCAUCCAAAUCCCCUAAGUGUGUAUUGCGCACCAGAUAUCAUCAGCCUAUCUGCGCUGUGUCCCCAAGUUUCCAGAAUACCUGGAAUCCCAGCAGUUGUUGGGGAUAUGAGUUUAACAUGGGUAACAGAAAAGGGAUCACUGUUAAAGAGAUUACCAACGAAGGGGGUCAUAUUUGACACAUCGAACGACAACAAAAAGAUAAUGAAGAAUAUGGUUUCCCUUGUACCAUCCUGUCCAAAAGCAGCACGGAUGCCAGGAUUCCCCUCUCAUCCAAAUCCCCUAAGUGUAAAUUGUUCACCAGAUAUCAUCAGCUUUUCUGCGCUGUGUCCCCAAGUUUCCAGAAUACCUGGAAUCCCAUCAGUUGUUGGGGAUAUGAGUUUAACAUGGGUAACAGAAAAGGGAUCACUGUUAAAGAGUUUACCAAUGAAGGGGGUCAUAUUUGACACAUCAAACGACAACAGAAAAAUAAUGAAGAAUAUGAUUUCCCUUGUACCAUCCUGUCCAAAAGUGUCAAGAAUUCCUGGUUUCCCCUUUAUCCCAAAUCCAAAAACAGUAUAUUAUAGCCUAAAUAUAGUCAACCUCCUUCCUUUGUGCCCUGCAGUUUCUACCAUAUCAGGAUGGCCAUCAGUUGAAGGUCAUGAGGAAAAAGGAUGGGUUUCUGAACUGGGUUCACUGAUGAACACACCGCAAAAGAAAAGUCUGUUUAGGAUUAACAGCUCACCAACAAAAAUAGACAAACAAAACAUGCAUGCUUUGGUUCCAUGUUGCCCAGGAGUGUCAAAUAUUCCAGGUUUCCCAUCCAACCCCCGAUACAAUAUGCUGAGUCUUUUACCUGUUUGUCCAAAAGUAUGCAGUUUCCCAGGCUGUGCAUCCGGCGAAGGGGCCUCAAAAUUCCAUUGGCUUUUAGAUCCACACCCUUUGUGUGAUUUUCUUACAAAGGAGACAAUUUUGUUGAUAAAAACACCAAAUCAAGAUGGCGAAACUUUGCAAAAAAUGUUGGCCUUAGCACCAUCUUGCCCAGAGGCGUCAAGGAUCCCUGGGUUCCCCUCUGCACCUCAAACCAAAUCCAAGAUUGAACCCAAUAUAAUAAGUUUUGUACAUUGCUGCCCCAGUGUUUCGAGUCUCAAAGGAUUUGCAUCAACGACGACAACCCCAAGCACAGAAUGGCUACAUGAAGCAAAACCAAUUUGGAAAAAACCUCAGCAGAAGAGGACAGAUGUGAAUAUGACACUUGAUGGACAGGAACAGCUAGUUUGCCCCAUCAUAAGAAGCAUGGUAACAUUAGUGACAUCCUGCCCAAAAGAGGCCAGAGCGUGUGGUUUUCCUUCUGCUCAAGUUGUAAACAGACCACCAAACAUGGUCAGUUUAUACACAUCUACCCCAUGUGUUUCAUCUGUCCCCGGUUUUCCCUCAGCAAGGAUGCUUAGUUCUGAACAUAACGCAAUACAAACAAGGAUACCACACCAAAAGGUCUUGUUUAAUAAGCUGCAGAAUGAGAAGAUUGUUCUUAUUGUUAUGUUUCCAGCUAAACUUAAACAAGAUGAAAUUAAGACAAUGGUAGCAAUGGCGCCAUCAUGUCCACAUUUGACUAAAACUCCUGGUUUCCCCAGCAUUUUGCAAUUUAAUCAAACAGCGGAAGAAACCAUGGCUACUCCAUUGUCUUUGUCUACUGAAAAGCAUACAUCUCCAGAGUUGCCUAUUGGAGAGUCAGCCGAGUCAUACCCUAAAGACACAAGAAUUCCUGAUGUUCCCUUUACAUCUGUCAGCAACCAAAGCACAGAACUUACACAUGUGAAAAAAAUCAAAGAUGGUGCCAAGCAAACCGUAGACCUUUCUAUACAAAAAGGCAUAUCGCAAUUAGGCAGAAUAGCAGCAGAAGAGACCCGAACAGUGAAGGAAAAGUUGGACACAUCAGAGCCAGUAGGAGUCUUGGGUUGGGAAGUGUUGGAGGCAGAGGGAACAGUAACAGAAAAACUGGCAGAAAACUCUAUGUCAGCAAAUGAGGAAGAGACCCAAGGAUUAGUAAAGGCUAUUGUGGGUGUUUUCCAUAAGGGUUAUGAAACAGUAGUAUCCAUAUUGGGGCCAUCUAGUUCCACUGUAAUGGAAGACAAUCAUCAACCCAAGGGUAACUCCUUUAUGGACCUGAAGGAGAAGACAGAAACCCCUUCAGAUGAGAUCGUUCUCCAUGUGGCAGACAACACUACUCCUAUGCAGCAGAUAGAGGGACAGUUCGAAGAAAUUGACAAUGACUCAAACAUUGAAUAUCCAACAAGUGCUGAACCUUAUAUGAGGAACUUGGUAUGCGAUCAAUCAGCAUCUCCAUCGCCAACUACGGACAGUGACGACUGGCAUUUAGUUUGUGCAGGCAUGAAGAAAUGGCCACCAUUGACGGAGGCAGAUAUCACUGAAAUAUCAGAAGAUGGUGAACAAAUAGAUGGACAAGGGGUAACUGAUGAUCAAUGGCAUACAAAUGAGAGAUCACUCACUGGGCAGGACUCUGUUCAAACAUCAGAGGACAUAGAAAGUGUAUUACCAAGGCACGAGACUCCGGUAGAACAGGAUGAGGUUAGAACGGUGUUGACUUCUUCACAGCUGGAUAAAGGCCCUGAACAAGCAAGCUUGGAGGAAAUGUCUGCUACUUCCCUGCAGUGCAGUGGAACAAAUGAGUCCCUUACAGGAGCAGAUGAACAUAGAGGGGUACUUAAAGGCCAACCCUUGGAUGAACAAAACAUAAGUCCAGCUAGACCACAAGCUGACAUUGCGGUUCCUCAGCGUGGCAGAAAGCCAAAGCGUGGCAUUCCAGAGCCUCAACAGAAAGGAUCUAAACAAGAAAAAGGCAUUGUUCCAAUACGGCCACUUAGAAGAAAGGAUAGCUUAACACCAGACCGAAAACAAAAGCAUGAAGCUAUUCCAAUCAAGUCUGUUCAGAAAUAUUCUACUGAUGAUCCUGCAAAACAGACCACUGACCUUACGUCAUCUUGCGGCAUAAACCUUGUACCUCAGAAAUGCCAUGACCUAGAAAGUGUUGGUGUUCAGAUAAUAUCCACAGGUGAACAUGGACACAAAGAGGAAGCAGAAUCUGUGCCAAUAUCCAAGUAUGUUGCUCCUCCUCGUAUUAAAAGAAGAGAUAGGAGUUUGCCACCUGAACCUCCGCCGAAAAGGAGAGAAACCUCUGUCACGAGAGAGAAAUUUGUUGAAAUAACUCAUAACCAACAAGAUAUUAAAGAUCAAGUUGGUCCUGCUUUAGAAACGUAUGUUCCUUUUACCACUGAGAGAGCUUGUCAGAGAAGCUCUGAUGUCUGUGGAGAAAUUGCGCCUUUACAGAUCAUUGACAAACCAUGUCAAACUGCCACUGAAAUGAUCUCUGCACAACCUGCAGAAAGAAAAGAACAAAGCAUUAAACAAGAAUCUCUUGGGAGUGUAUCGGCACAGGAAGAAUUCGUCUGUUCAAAGGAAAACGAACAAAUCUAUUGUGACCCAGAUUGGCCUAGGGAAAGCAAUACCACAUCUGUGCAGGUCUUAACUCAAAUAAUUACUUCCUCGCAAACAAAGGGAAUUGACAGCAUCACCCCAAAGCCAGAACCAGAGAUAUCUCAGGUUGAGCAAACUACCAGUCACUCAAUCAUCAAGAUGAUACGUCUUCCACAACGUGGAAAGAAAUAUCCUUCAAGCAAAUAUUGCAAAAUUGUCAAUGACAAGGGAGUUUUGGAUCAAAAUGUACCUAUUGUUGCAACAAUGGAAAUUACAACACCAGUGGAGAUUGGCAACACUGUGAUGGGUGAUAUAGAAAAGAUAAAUCAGUCAAAAAUAGCAGGUCAGAUAGUUGGUGAUACAUUCAACAUAGCAUUUUCUCAGAAAUCAGAAAAUGCCCCAGAGAUAGCAGAGGCAGAUAGAGACAAACAAACAAGUCAACCUAUCCCAAGGCCUCGUGUGAGGAAACGUCUCAGUGGCUCCUUCCCAGAUGACUUCACAGCUACAGUGAGAACUUCUCAGGCAGAGGAGGCACAGGCAGCAAGACAAGGUGGAUCCAUAUUAAUUUCAUCAAUGGUGCAACACAGCAAAGACCCUCCUCCUCUGGUUCAUCAGCCUUCUUCAUCGAUAGAAGAAGUGAGCGGUGUGUGUUUGAGGAAAACCCGAUUGAACAAUGACAGCAGUGUUCAAGUAGAGGAUGGUAAUACUUCAGAGAAGACCACGGUAUCCUCAAGCUUGCCCAUACCAAAACCAAGAGUAAAGAAGCGUCUCAGUGAUUCUUUCCCAGAUGUCAUUUCAAUUUCUGGCUCACCACCUCCUAGUGAUUCAGAAGCAAUAGCUGAUUUGAUUAGUCAUGAAACAGUCCAACAGAAUGAACAGUCAAGCUUGUCUCUUCCACUGCCUGAUUUAGACAGCACGUCACCUGUCGAUCCCCCCCUAGGAUCAUCUCUAAGUAAUCCAGAAGAUACAUCUGUAACAUGCGAGGAGACAACGGAACGGUCACCAUCCCUUGAUUUAACUUUGGACUCUGAAGGAGGCUUUGUCACAAUCCAAGGUGAAAAUUACGUUGCAUCAGAGGUAGAGCGGGAUGUGCUAGCAGCAAUGCAAGAAGACCAUUUUUCCAAACCAGAUUCCACAGAGGAUACUGAGAGGCCCCUGGAUGAAAUCAGUGAAGGCUGGACUUUUACAGAUAAGCAUGUUGUUUCAGAUGAUUCAGCCAAAGGUACAGAUGCAGUAUCUGAGCAGGAUGACAUUGAAAAAGGCAUGGAAGAAGAGGCAGAGAAGUCCCUUGCUUCCACUGCUGCAUCUUCUCAGGAUGACUGGCUGCAUGUAGAGGAUGGUAAAUACAGUGAACCGAUGGAAAUAACACCAAGGAAGGAAAUGAGAGAUGAAGAGUUGGACUUUGGAUUUGUGUCUGUAGAUGUAGCUGCUGGUUAUUUAGAGGAUGAAAGGCAAAGGGAGAGAACAGAAGAAUCUUCAGGUCAGCCUGUACCUGUGACUCGUGGCAAGAAGCGUUUGAGUGGGUCUAAUCUAGAUGACAGCAAGACACAAAAUGCUGGCCUUCACCAAACCAGAGAACUGACGACACCUCAAAAAAGACCUGCAGAUGGGGCUGCCUGUUCGGAGAGCCUAAUGGCCAGUCCCACCUUAGUGAUGUCGAGCCAGUCUCUACUGGAAUGGUGUCAAGAAGCCACGCAGGGUCACAAAGGCAUGAAGAUCACCAACUUUAGCACCUCUUGGAGGAAUGGUCUGGCCUUUUGUGCCAUAUUACAUCACUUUCAACCAGAAAAGAUUAAUUAUGAAAUGCUUGACCCAUAUGACAUCAAGCACAACAACAGAAAGGCUUUUGAUGGCUUUGCUGAACUUGGCAUUUCCAGGCUGAUGGAGCCGUCAGACAUGGUCAUGCUAGCAGUGCCUGACCGCCUUAUUGUCAUGACCUACCUGAACCAGAUACGCACCCAUUUCACAGGCCAGGAGCUCAGUGUGAUUCACAUAGAGAAGGACAGCAGCGAGUCCAGCUAUGCAGUAGCAGGGGACCGGGACACCCAAGACGACCCAGAAGCAACUGUUCGCUACUGUGCCCAAAGGCUCCAGGAAGAGGGUAUAAGUCUUGAGACGAAUGGGACUUCAGGCACUACAGAGAAGGACAGUAAGACCAAUCGGGAUGUGGUUCCACCGCCAAGAGCUAAACGAUCGCAGGUUGCUGGGGCAGGUGGGGCUCAGUCUCCCGUAGCACCGCCAAGAACAAGUCUUUUGUCCAAGACAGGUUUCUCUCAUGUCAAAGAUGCUGACCUGGUCAAGAAACGAAGGUCACAGCGGAGGAGUGGGUCGCUAGAUGAAGGAGAGAUAUCAGUGGUCAUUGCAGGCCAAGAAGACAGUGUAAUUAGCCAGAGGAAGUUGGAUACGGAGAAAACAGACACAGUAGUUGAGGAAGGAAGACCAGAAGGCCAGGACCCCAGUCAGUAUGUUCUGAGUCAGAUGGAAGCCCUCGAAGCAGAGCAAAAUCAUAUUGAUACCAGAGCAGGUGUGGUGGAGAGGAAACUCCGACAACUACUGGAAACAGGUAGUGACAAGGUGGAGGAGGAGAGGCUGAUUCAGGAAUGGUUUACACUGGUUAAUAAGAAGAAUGCUUUAAUCAGGAGGCAAGACCAUCUGCAGCUAAUGCUGGAAGAACAAGACCUGGAAAAGAAAUUUGAGCUGUUAAAUGAAGAGCUGAGAGACAUGAUGGCGAUUGAAGAGUGGCAGAAAACGCAGGCCCAUAAACACAGAGAGCAGUUGCUGCUACAGGAGCUGGUGUCACUGGUCAACCAGAGAGACGAACUGGUUCACAAUAUGGACGCCAAAGAGAGAGGAGCCCUGGAGGAGGACGAGCGUCUCGAACGAGGCCUGGAGCAGCGGAGGAGGAAAUAUGCUAAGCAGCAGAAAGAGAAGUGUGUGAUGCAGUGAUUGAAAAGAAGCCAUGAAACGCUGGGUCAUUUCUCUGAGAGACGAUGGGCAAAGAAUGGUCAAGAAUGGGACAGAUGUGUUUGGUCCUCUUCUGCCUGCAGUCAGAUGGAUUUGCGUGGUUUUAAGGCAGCAGGAAGAGCCAAUUAGGCCAAGACCACCAACAUAGCUGAUCCAAGGAUAGGCCUUCCUGCAAGAAGCGCACUGAAGCAAUGGGAGGUGGGGUUGCCUUUCCAAUGGAGGCUCAGGGGGUCCAAAACUAGAGUGAGGCUCCGAGAAAUAUCAGCUAUGUUUAGGCUCUGAAUCAACUCAAGUGUUCCUUUAGAGCAUGUCAGCAUGUCGAUGAAGAUCAAGGUGGUUGAUCUGCGGGUAGUGUCACUUACCCACUCUACAAAAGAGGCCUCAGUGCCUCAGAGAGCUGCCUAUGCCUUUUGACUGUUUGCUUUGCUGUUCCUGUGUUGUGUAUGUAGUGCCUGUUACUGAUUGUCAAUGUGAAGUUUGUUUGAUUGAAAGUUGCGUAAAGAUACAAGCUGCCAAAAACAGGAGGGAUGACGUCGUGGUUUCUUAAUGCCUCACACCAAUAUUCACAUGUUUGGAUUGGACCUGGUAACAUGGAGUUCAUUGUUUUCUGAUGACUGUUGCUCAUAGCAGGAUGACAAAGGACCCAACAAGUAAAGACAUAUGCUCAGCCAACUGUCUUCCUCUGAUAUGAAUAUAAUGUGUAAAUGUUUUUGCAGCUGCUGUUCCUAUCAGCAGGACAAUAAUCUACCAGUGCUUCCAGCGCUACAUGAUCAAAAAUGUUUUACUGUUGGGCUUAAACUGCUUUAUUGGUGUUGGAGUUAAGGUAACGAAAAACUGUGGCUUGUUUACUUGGAUAAGGUUAUAGAAUGGUUGUGGUCCUGGUUAAAACCAAUUUUGUUGUAGGUGGUAAACCACAAAUAUUAGUGAAACAUUUUGAACAUAAAAUGAAUAAACACAAUUGUCUUUCCACAGAAGUCGUGAAAGGCAAGCAUACUUUUAUUUUUGUCCAGGAUCAUUUAAUUUUUUUUUUUAUAAUCUUUCUUUGUACCUCUCUCAACAAAUUAUUUGUAAUUCUUGUGAUUCAUAGAUUACCAUCCCUGUCUAUCUCAUUACUGGUCCUCAUGUGUGACUGCACAGUGGGUAGCUCUCACAAGGUUUGUCUUCAAGGACGUAUGGCAGAAUAAAAAUAGAGAAAAACCAAAAAUAAUAGUGAACUAAGUGGAUAAGUAUUGUCGGGUUUAAAGCCCUGUCUCUUAGGUAAAUACCCAUGUUUGACCCACUUAUCUACCACAACAUGCUCUUAGUCAAUCUUUAUCUUAUCCCACUUGACGUCUCCGACAGAAAGCUAUCUUUGAAAUACAUUACUAGGCAAAAUGUUUUAAGUAGAAUUUGCUAUAACAUAAUAUAAACUGUUUUUAGUCUUUCAAAAUCCCAAAGACAACAUGAAUAAGGAAGUAAUGUUUCCAAUUAAUGUUUGUCUGUGUGGAUUAUUGAAACUUGGAGGAAGAAUGGGGUAUGGGCCAAAAACAAACACUGCCAGAGAUGAUAAGUUUAAAAAAUAUGACUGAAUUACCUGUUUUCACUGAUUGAAAAAACUUAAAUAAAUGAUUCUGGCAAGAAAUCUCUCUUUCCAUGCCCCCGGCUUCUGUGCAGUUCUCUAAGAUGUGCUAUGUUCAAAAUUACAUUAAAAAGUGAGGUUUUAACUAACCAGAUUUUGUGGAGAUACUUUGUGUAGGAAAGAGACACGGUUGCAAGGGUUUGCUUGUUGUGGAAACUUUUGGGUUUCUAUGUAACAUUAGCUGGUCUCCGCCCUAACUUUGUAAAGUGCCUUGAGAUAAUGCAUGUGUGGUAGGAUUUCUUCUCCUGUUUGAGUAAUGACAAUAUUGUGGAAGAUGCAUUUCACAAAGGUGAAGAUGUGAAUAUUGGUGUCUGGUGAAAGCCAAAAUAAACAUCAGCUAAAAAAGGGAAUUGGUGUUUCCAGCUCUUCGAUGAAUAAAUAAAGUACACUUCCUUGUCUUUGCACUGAAAGGUUUUUACAAAAAGCUUUUAAUGUGACAGACACUGACAUUUUUGGACGUGAACAUUUUUGUGUGUAAAAGUUUGCAGUUCUCCUGUUGUUAUACUGCUGGUUGUCUUAGCUUUGACCACCUGUGUGAAGUAGUUACAGUUUGUCAAAAGGAUUGCUGUUGCAGAUUGUGGUUCAAUGUUAUAUUUAGACUGUUUGUAAACCUUUAAAAAUACAAAAUUUUUUGAAUGCCUUUA